CGGCGCACACCGCUCGCGAUGAGCGAUACGGCGCGGCGCGGCAACGUCGCGCUAUGAAGUGUGAGCUAUCGUCUCACUCGCUCAGUAUAGCUAACGCCUCGCUUGGGGGCACGCGCGUUAUCGCAAACAUCCCAAACUAUCACUGCAAAUAUGAAUAACGAUAAAAUGAACACUAGAGAGUAUAGAGAGAAACUGAUUGACGAAGUGAAGAAAUACCCCGUUCUCUACGACACGAGACAUGAGAACCAUCGCGAUAUCGACGUGCGGGACCGCUGCUGGCUGGAGAUAUCGGAGCGACUCAACGCCAAUAGCGAAGUGUUGAAACGCGAGUGGAAGAUCCUACGCGACUCCCUGCGGCAGUCCCUCAAGAAGACCACGAAAGGCGCCACCACGAAGGCCGGGGCUCCUUGCAAGAAGUGGCGCUUUCAGAACCGGAUGGCCUUCGUCCUGCCAUAUAUGACUAUGAGAAACCGACGUGUGGUCAAAGAUGACAUAAAAAUAGACGAAGCUGAGAUCCAAUCGGACCAGGAUCAAGAGUCGGAGCCGUGGGACCCUGGGAACGACCAGGAUUCCCUAGACCUGUUCUUUGCUAGUGUCUGCCAGAGCACUAAACGACUACCCAAGAGACUGCAGAGCCAGGUCAAGAGACAGGUGCUGGAUGCGCUGUUGAGGGUAGAGGAACAGUGGGAAGGAACUGAAAGCAAAUCAGGAUUGCAUUGCUGAUCUUUAAGUGUAAGAGGUUGCUACAUCACAUUAUGUUGAGCUAUUUAGUAUAAGACAAUUAAAGCUAUAAGUUUGAAUUAGUAAAACUGCCUGUUAAUAUAAAAGUUAGGUUAAGCUUUGAGUAUUCUUUGUGUCGAAUCUGUGUCCUCCUGUGGGGUAUGGGGCAGGUACACAUGUAUUUUUGGGGUUGAUUUAAUUACGGCAUUUUUGUACGCCCUACCAGACAAAGACUGUUAGUAAUUAAUCUAAAGCGGCAAUAUACUUUUGUUCGAACUACAUUUCCAUUUACCUAUUAACUUCAUUAAUAAUAUAGGAUCGGUAUCGCUAAAGAUUACUUGAAAUUUAAACAAAUACUUAUUAAAAUUUGUUUGCAAUUGAUAGUUUAAAUUGUGUAUUGUUUCUUUAUGAUGUACUAGCUGCGCCUCGCGGUUUUACCCGCGUAGGAACCCCGUAGGAAUAUCGGGAUAAAAAGUUUCCUAUAUGUUAUUCUAGUUGUCC
This is a messenger RNA of Zerene cesonia (dogface butterfly), 1221 nucleotides long. RefSeq lists its product as uncharacterized. Bases 151 to 723 code for a protein of 190 amino acids. Gene Ontology annotation, biological process: regulation of transcription by RNA polymerase II. Gene Ontology annotation, cellular component: nucleus; transcription regulator complex. The record is from RefSeq and is a predicted model, not a curated record. The transcript has 3 exons. NCBI's taxonomy places the organism in Eukaryota, Metazoa, Arthropoda, Insecta, Lepidoptera, Pieridae. Gene Ontology annotation, molecular function: DNA binding.